GCAAAACGUCGUGUGUGAAGGCGUCAUUUCCUUUCCUUUACCAACACUCGCAUCUCAAGCAAAUCCCAGAGAGAGAGAGAGAGAGAGAGAGAGAGAUCAUCCAUGGGGGAUCCCCUGCCCAUGGUGAGCUCUUCCACGGGAGCGAUGAACUCCCUACUCCACAAGCUGACGGCACUGGAGGCUGAGCAUCCCCAGCUCGCCGAAGGCGUGCGGGAGAGGCUCAAGACCCUGAACCAUGCCCUGCACAGAUUUGCCCGGCGGAGGGCGAGGGACGCCCUCACCAACGAGUGGAUGCUGCAAGUCCGGGAGGUGGGCUACGACAUGGAGGACUGGGUGGACGGCUGCCUCAUCGGUCCCUCCAUGCCGGACACCCAUCUUUGGUGCUCCGAUGUGUCGGAGCAAAUCGAAGAAUUCGAGGCCCAGAUCCAGGACGCGGACGAGCGCAGCACAAGGUACGGUCUUCCCAUCAGCACCGAGCCCACUUCUGCACAAGAUGACGAUGGUGAAACCGCCGGCAACGUCGCCGAUGUCGAUCCUGAUCUGCUCCAUGGGGAGGCGCCAUGCCGGCUCGUGGCAAUCAGAGAGCCGAUGAAUGUUCUUGUCAGCCACCUGACGGACGCAGAACAGCGUCGUAAGGUGGUGUGCAUCCUUGGGGCCGGAGGCGUCGGCAAGACAUCUCUUGCCACGGAAGUAUAUCGACAGCUGCAGCUACAAGGGCGGUUCAGCUGCGGGGCUUUCGUGCAUCUUGGCCGGAACCCAUCUGUAAAGACGACUCUAAUCAGCAUACUCAAGCAAGUCAUGCCUGACUGGCACUACGAAAAGGAUUUAUGGAGCGGCUACAACUAUGACGACAUGGGAGCAUGGGACGAGAAGAAUGUCGUCGCCAAACUCUGGGCAUUCUUGAAAACAAAGAGUUAUUUUGUUGUUCUUGAUGACGUGUGGAGCAUACGGACAUGGAAGGUAAUCAGUUGUGCUUUGCCUAAUAAUGACAAGACUGCUGAUAGGAUAUUGAUUACAACUUGCAAGAAGGAUGUAAAGGAAUCAUGUUGCAUACAUCCCACUGAUGCGGUUUAUCAGAUGGAGGGUCUUGGAAACAAGAAUUCCAAAAUAUUAUUUGAUAGUAAAAUUCCUAGUUCAAAAAAACAUUCGCAACUUGAGGGUUCUGAUGAAAUGUUGAAAAUGUGUGGAGGCAUGCCAUUGGCCAUAACUAUUACGGCUGGAUUAUUAUUAAGGAAAUCUGCAUGCUUGCCACUUGAUCAAUAUCAUUCCGAACAACAAGGGAUGAGAAAGAUACUGGAGAUCAGUUAUGAUGAUCUAACACUUCCUGUGAAGUCUUGUUUUCUGUACUUGAGUGCUUUUCCUGAAAAUUAUACCAUCAAGAAAGACCGUUUGAUACGAAGAUGGAUUGCUGAGAGAUUCAUCCCUAAAAAAAAUGAAGAAAGCUUGUGGGAAAUAGGGGAGAGCUACUUCAAUGAGCUUAUCAGUAGGAGAUUGAUUCAACCGGCAUUUGAUGACGAUGAUGAUCACCCAACUGGCUGCACUAUUCAUGAUGAUGUAUUUGAUUUCAUCGAAUCCUUGUCAUCUGAGGAGAACUUUGUUACUGCAGGAGCAAAGUUGAAGAGUGGACUAUUUCCAUGUGACAGCGUUCGGCGAGUCUGCCUUGACUGCGAUGAGGAUGAUGAAGGUGACACCUUGUUCUCCAGCACAUAUUGUACUUUAGAGCAAAAUAGUAGGGACUCAAGUGACGAUGAACAAAACUCAAGUAGCGACAAAGAUGAAGCAACUUCUUUGCACCUAUCUCAAGUCAGAUCCCUUGCAUUUUAUGGGGAUGUUAGAAGGAUCCCUGAUCUUUCAAUCUUCAAAUUUGUACGGGUGCUGGAUCUGACUGAUGGCAAGGGCUUGGAAAAUGAACAGCUCGAAAGCAUUGGACGUUUGUCUCUACUGAGGUACCUGGGACUUGGUGGGACCAAAGUCACAAAGGUGCCUCAACAAAUUAUGAAGCUGGACCACUUGUCUACCUUAGACUUAAGGCAAACUAAGGUGAAAAAAUUACCAGAAUCUGAAGGCUCGAAGUUGGUAUCUUUGCUUGCCAACGGUUUGACAAUACCGAGAGGAAUAGGAGGAAUGGAAAGUUUGGAGGAAUUAUCAACGGUCUGUCUGCGUGGUAAUGCCUUAUUUCAUGAGGAUAUGAUAGGGCUUGUUCACAGGUUAAGAGGGCUGCGGAUGCUUGGGGUAAAAUUCAGUAAUAUUACAGAAGAGGAGGAAGAGGGCUUGAAGUAUUUCCUUGACGAGCUUGGAAGCUCAAACCUGCAGUUUCUUUUUCUUGAUGAAUACCCUCAUCAUCUUCUUGGCUUAUUGCUUGAUGUCUGGACCCACGUGAGGUCAGGUUACCUGCAAAAAUUUGAGCUAAGAAUGGACUGGCUCCAUUUUUUUAGAUACCCCGAAAGAGUUCCACAGACGAUCUCCUUCCUCGAAGACCUCACUCACCUGCAUAUUGGAGUAUUAGUAGUAGAAGCACAAGGUGUCCGUGCCCUCGGGAGCUUGCCUAAAUUAGUCGUCCUAAAGUUAUAUUCGUACAAUAGCCCAAGGUUCUCUGUGAGCAGCAAGGAUGGCUUUCAGUGCCUCAAGGUAUUCUGGUACUGCUGUGAGCAUGGUACCGCGUCCGGGUUGCAGUUUGAAGCAGGAGCCAUGCCGCACCUCCGAAGGCUUCUGCUAGAUAUCAAUGCGUCGGCUACAGAUUUUGUGUCUGGCAUCUGGCAUCUCUCUUGCCUCAUUCAGGUCCGUGGCACCAUCUACUGUGGGAGUACUUCAACAGCUUCAGCUCUGGAAGCCAGCAUCAGAGACCAAGUAUCUGAGAACCCCAACAAACCCUUGCUAGAAUUGAACAGAAAACGUAAAGGGCGCUUGUUACCGCGUCCGGAGCCGCCCCUGGAGGAGUCGGUAGUUGAGAUCCAGGACGAGGAAGAGUGGUACGACCAGAUUGACGAGGCCAAUAGCGCCAACAAGCUGGUGGUGGUUGAAUUCACAGCGAAGUGGUGCGGACCAUCCCGCUUCAUAGCUCCUGUUUUUGCUGAUCUCUCCAGUAAGUUUCCGGAUGUUGUUUUCCUCAAGGUUGACAUUGAUAAAUUGAAGCGUAUUGCCAAGGGAUUCGGAGUUACGGGUGCGCCAGAGUUCUACUUCAUUAGGGGUGGCGAAGUUAAGGGCAGUGUUGAUGGCGCAAAUGUGAGGGAGCUGAAGGCGAAGCUUAUGCAGCAGAUGAAUCAGUAGAUCCGUGGUGUUUAUAGUGAUGAGAAUAUUCUCAUGAAUAACAAGACUCCGAAAGGUACGGUGAAGGUGAAGCUGCUCGGCAUAUAUAUAUGAUCUGCACCCUCCGGCUGCCGUUUCAAUGCCUCUUGGCUGAUAAUUUCGCAGAAUGGCCUCUUUACAUCUCAGUUAUAUUGUACUAUAUAUUUCUUUUACGUGCCACAUGUUUAAUUUGCAGUUGGUAAACACUUCCUUGAUUCAACCUUUAAUUUCUUA
Molecule: messenger RNA, 3519 nt
Organism: Panicum virgatum (switchgrass)
Lineage: Eukaryota; Viridiplantae; Streptophyta; Magnoliopsida; Poales; Poaceae
Product: disease resistance protein PIK6-NP-like
Exons: 2
Coding region: 103-3267 (1054 amino acids)
Biological process (GO): defense response to other organism
Molecular function (GO): ADP binding
Source: RefSeq, a predicted model, not a curated record